Sorex fumeus (smoky shrew) is the source of this 3302-nucleotide messenger RNA. It is a transcript of the gene TCF7L1, whose product is annotated as transcription factor 7 like 1. The record is from RefSeq and is a predicted model, not a curated record. Gene Ontology annotation, cellular component: beta-catenin-TCF complex. Gene Ontology annotation, biological process: regulation of transcription by RNA polymerase II; canonical Wnt signaling pathway. Lineage: Eukaryota; Metazoa; Chordata; Mammalia; Eulipotyphla; Soricidae. Bases 391 to 2157 code for a protein of 588 amino acids. Gene Ontology annotation, molecular function: DNA-binding transcription factor activity, RNA polymerase II-specific; RNA polymerase II cis-regulatory region sequence-specific DNA binding. The transcript is spliced from 12 exons.
CCGGGCCCGGGUCGGGCGGGGGAGACGCGGCCCCCGGAAGGUGCGAGCGCGGGUGUGCGAGCGUGAGUGCGAGUGUGCGAGCGCGCGGCGCGCGGGUGUCAGCUUGCAGCCGGGGCUCCUCCCUCCGGCCCCCCUGCCCGGCCCGGCGGUCCCUCCUUCCUGCCCGGCUCGCCCCUCCCCGGCGGGCCAGGCGCUGGGACGCCCCGGCGGAGCAGGCGGCGGCGGCGGCGGCGAGUUGGGGAGCCCCGAGCUCGGCGCUGCCGGAGGGGCCCAGCCGGCCCCGCUGCCCGCCGGGCCGCGCCCUGUCAAACUUUGCGGCGGCGGCGGCGAGGCGGCGGGAGGGCGCGGGGCCGGGCGCGGAGAGCGGCGGCCCCGGCCCGCGGCCCCACCAUGCCCCAGCUCGGCGGCGGCGGCGCGGGGGGAGGCGGCGCGGGCGGCGGCGCGGGCGCCGGGGCGGCGGGCGGCGGCGGCGGCGGCGACGACCUCGGGGCGAACGACGAGCUGAUCCCCUUCCAGGACGAGGGCGGCGAGGAGCAGGAGCCCAGCAGCGACAGCGCCUCGGCGCAGCGGGACCUGGACGAGGUCAAGUCGUCCCUGGUCAACGAGUCGGAGAACCAGAGCAGCAGCUCGGACUCGGAGGCGGAGAGGCGCCCGCAGCCCGCCCGGGACGCUUUCCAGAAGCCGCGGGACUACUUCGCCGAAGUGAGAAGACCCCAGGAAGGCGCGUUCUUUAAGGGGCCCCCCUACCCUGGGUACCCCUUCCUGAUGAUCCCGGACCUGAGCAGCCCGUACCUCCCCAACGGACCCCUGUCUCCCGGCGGAGCGCGCACGUACCUGCAGAUGAAAUGGCCCCUCCUCGAUGUCCCCUCCAGCGCCACAGUCAAGGACACCAGGUCACCAUCCCCUGCACACCUGUCGAAUAAAGUUCCUGUUGUUCAGCACCCACAUCACAUGCACCCGCUGACGCCCCUCAUCACCUACAGCAACGACCACUUCUCCCCCGGCUCCCCACCCACGCACCUGUCCCCAGAGAUCGACCCGAAGACAGGAAUCCCCCGGCCCCCUCACCCAUCGGAGCUGUCUCCAUACUACCCGCUGUCUCCGGGCGCCGUCGGACAGAUCCCACACCCCCUCGGCUGGCUGGUUCCACAGCAGGGACAGCCCAUGUACUCCCUCCCUCCGGGUGGCUUCCGGCAUCCUUACCCUGCCCUGGCCAUGAAUGCCUCCAUGUCCAGCCUGGUGUCCAGUCGCUUCUCCCCUCACAUGGUGGCGCCGGCCCAUCCUGGUCUGCCCACGUCAGGGAUCCCUCACCCCGCCAUCGUCUCCCCCAUCGUCAAGCAGGAGCCUGCGCCCCCCAGCCUGAGCCCGGCUGUGAGCGUGAAGUCACCCGUCACGGUGAAGAAGGAGGAGGAGAAGAAGCCCCACGUGAAGAAGCCGCUCAACGCCUUCAUGCUGUACAUGAAGGAGAUGCGGGCCAAGGUGGUGGCCGAGUGCACCUUGAAGGAGAGCGCGGCCAUCAACCAGAUCCUGGGCAGGAAGUGGCACAACCUGUCCCGAGAAGAGCAGGCCAAGUACUACGAGCUGGCCCGCAAGGAGCGGCAGCUCCACUCCCAGCUCUACCCGACCUGGUCGGCGCGAGACAACUACGGAAAGAAGAAGAAGAGGAAGAGAGAGAAGCAACUGUCACAGACGCAGGCCCAGCAGCAAAGCCAGGAGGCAGAGGGUGCUCUGGCCUCCAAAAGCAAGAAGCCAUGUGUCCAGUACGUGCCCCCGGAGAAGCCCUGUGACAGCCCUGCCUCCUCCCAUGGCAGCAUGCUGGAUUCCCCAGCCACGCCCUCCGCUGCCCUGGCUUCCCCCGCCGCCCCCGCGGCCACCCACUCGGAGCAAGCCCAGCCCCUGUCCCUCACCACCAAGCCCGAGGCGCGGGCCCAGCUGGCUCUGCACUCGGCAGCCUUCCUGUCCUCCAAGGCUGCGGCCACCUCCUCCGGCCCCUUGGGCAGCCAGCCCCCACUCCUCUCCCGGCCCCUCCCGCUGGGGGCCAUGCCCACUGCUCUGCUGACCUCCCCGCCGGCCUUCCCCGCCGCGCUUCAUGCCCACCAGGCCCUCCCGGUCCUCCAGGCCCAGCCUCUCUCCUUGGUCACCAAGUCAGCCCACUAGGCGGCCUGUGAGUGUGGAGUCCUAAUGAGACAGAAGAAGAGGAAAAUCAAGGAAACUUUAUUGGUCAAUAUUUGACCACUGGAACUGUUCUGUAAAGUGGCUGGUAACAGUAGCACUUUACCUUUUGUAGAUGUAACCGUAGCUGACCUUAAGGCUUUUUUUUUUUUUUUAAGAAAAAUGAAAAAAAAAAAAGAAAAAAGAAAAAAGAAAAGAAACAAAAAAAAAUCUUAAAAGAAAGAAAACUGAACAGUAGUGUGUUAUUCCCAAAUGUGCGGUGGUGGAUGGGCCUGGGCACAGCAUCCCUCCCUCCCGUCUCGCCCCCGCGCCUCACCCCUGUCUGCAGGUGGUACGUGGGCGCUUCUGCCCUUUUUAGCCCUUGUUCUAGAGCAGGGCUGCCGAAAACUCGUGCCACACACCACCCCGUUCUUGAGAAAUACCGCCCAGGCAAGCACUGCCAGAAACACGUUGGACCCAUCCAGUUCGGUCCUUCUGGAUUCCAAAACCCUUAACUGUUGCGGUUUUUUGGAGCCUCAUGUUCAUUUCUGCUGUGGGACUGUGACCCACAGCCUGAGGAGCCAGGUUCUAGAUUAAGUCUAGAUCCUUUUCCGGAACAUUCGCUUUUACUUUUGCCCCAACUACAUGUCUUUUGCUCAACUCCGUGAGUUCUUCCUCUUUCUUCAUCCUCUGCCCGGGUUAAGGCUGUCACCAUGUGAGAAGCCACCUCUGCCUGAUUUGUCUCCACCAGCACACCCUUUCCUCUGUGGAUCCCCCAACCCUCCCCACCCCCAGCUUUCAGCAGGGAAAGAGGUCCUCCGUAACAGAUCUUGCCCACAUUUAAAGGGACUCAAAGUGCCCGCCACUUCUCCGAGAGGUCUGCAUCCCUCCCCAUGUCGGCGGACGUCUCGCCUCGCGGUCCCUGAGCUGCAGUGGGACCAGCUCCUCACCUGGCGCCUGCGCCUGGGUCCGCUGCGCCAGCACAAUCUGCCAAAGUUCUAAAGACCCUGCCCCCGUCCUCUCCCCAUCACCUCACAUGUUCUUCUGUUUGUAUUUCCUUUUUGUUUUUUGUUUUUAUGGGGUUUUUUGGAGCAAUUUAAACUCCCAGUUGUUUAUUUUCACAAAAGAAAAUAAAAUUGCAGUUGCAAGAC